AUGGCUUAUCCAAAUCAUAUCUCAUUCACCUAAAAGUGGAAAUUAUUGGACUAUUGUCAAAAAUUAUACUUCAAAAUUUUCUAAUAAAAAAGCUUGUAAACACUUAUUUAUAACUUAAGUUUUUAAUUCCACCAAACAGGCUACGAAAAGUUAUAAAUAAUUUUUAGCAAGUUAAUUUAUCAAAUUAAAAAAUACUUUCAAAAUACCUCAUCAAAUUUUUUCUUUAAGUUAGUUUCUAAUCAAUCCUCCUCUUUCUUUCCCUUUAUAUUAAUAUUUAACUUCAGCAAUAUAAAAAAUUAAAAAUAAAAAUAAAACUCAAUUAUAUGUUUAAUAAUUAUUGAUUAAUAAACAACCUAUUAAAAAAGAUUUCACUUAAAAAACAAAAACAUUUUGAAUUAAAUAAAUUAGAUUUAAAAAAGAAAAAACAAAUUAAAAAGAACAUAUAUUAAUUAAUUGCAAAUUGCAUAAAAUAUGAAAAAUAAUAAAUGA
This is a messenger RNA of Tetrahymena thermophila SB210, 489 nucleotides long. RefSeq lists its product as hypothetical. Lineage: Eukaryota; Ciliophora; Oligohymenophorea; Hymenostomatida; Tetrahymenidae. The record is from RefSeq and is a predicted model, not a curated record. The transcript has a single exon.